Molecule: messenger RNA, 1212 nt
Organism: Oikopleura dioica
Lineage: Eukaryota; Metazoa; Chordata; Appendicularia; Copelata; Oikopleuridae
Source: the annotation of a GenBank genome assembly
AUGUCCGACUUCGGAGUAGACGACUUUACCGCUUCGAUGGUGCUCUCUAGCGCCACUGGUGUCAUUCUCCUUGUUGGUCCGGUCGCUAGUGUUGUCAUUGAACGACUAGGAUGCCGAUGGUCCGUGGUGAUUGGUUCGAUAAUUUCAGUAGCCGGAUUUGUUGCGGCAAGAUUUGCCGUUUCAAUUUUGCAGCUUGGAGCGGCCCUGGUUAUGGCUGGUGCUGGCAGUGGAAUCGUAAAUUUAGCCGGUGUCGUUAUCAUCCCAAAGUAUUUCGAUGCGCAACUUGCUCUGGCGCAAGGAAUCGGCUCUGCGGGCUGCGGAUUCGGCGGUUUCAUCAUGGCCAAGGUCGAGCGAUACCUUCUCGACGAGCUGAGUUGGCGGGGCGCGAUGCUGGUGAUGGGCGGAAUCAGCGCAAACCUCUGCAUUUGCGGUGUCCUCUUUGUCGAGCCGCUGAAAUUGGGAAUUUUCUUGCAGCAAGGGCUGAAGAAAAAACCGGAUCAUGAUGUCAGUUAUUCUAGCGGCGAUUCUUCAACAAUUUCGCGAGAUUCAAGCAGGGCUCCGCUGAAAACACCGGAUUCAGAAAUUUCAGAAAGUGAGAAAAUGAGCUUCGCGGAAAAUAUGAGACUCUAUGGAAGUCUUUGGUGCGACUGGCGAUUUUUGCUCCUCGUCCUCAGCGAUUUUCUCUCCUGGCUUGUCCAACUCACUCCCUACCACCACCUGCCAACAAUGGCCUCUCAGCUCGAUUUCGCAGACGGACAAGGCGCAAAUUUAGUCUCCAGUCUCGGUUUGUUCGCCGCGGCGGGAAAAAUAUUUUUCGGCAUGAUCGUCACGCGAACCAAAUUGUCAUCAACAAAUGUGUUUAUCAUCGCUCAGAUUCUCUUUGGCGUCAGUAUUUUGCUUGCGCCCUUUUGCGCGACGUAUGGAUCGUUGAUUCUGUUUGCCAUUUCUUUCGGCUUUCUUUCUGGCUGCUAUGCGCUGAUGAUGGUGAUCACUCAAGAUGCCCUUGGCGAGGAAAAGUUCCACGCUGCUUACGGAAUGCUCCUCUUUAUUGAAGCCGUCGGCGUGAUUGCAGGAUCGCCUCUAGCUGGAAAAGCAAAUGAUGCUUUUGGAAGCUACAAUUUGGCGUUCUAUCUUUCUGGCGCUGUUUUGGUCCUCUCUGCGCUGCUGUUGCUUCCGAUAAUGCGGGCUCAAAGAAGAUCUCUAGACUUAUAA